Molecule: messenger RNA, 2373 nt
Organism: Lacerta agilis (Sand lizard)
Lineage: Eukaryota; Metazoa; Chordata; Lepidosauria; Squamata; Lacertidae
Product: protocadherin alpha-10-like
Exons: 2
Coding region: 1-2373 (790 amino acids)
Biological process (GO): homophilic cell-cell adhesion
Cellular component (GO): plasma membrane
Molecular function (GO): calcium ion binding
Source: RefSeq, a predicted model, not a curated record
AUGGUGGGGAGCGGCCAGCUCCAUUAUUCUGUGCCGGAGGAAUCGCAGCAUGGCACCUUUGUGGGCCGCAUUGCCCAGGAUCUGGGGCUGGACGUUGAGGAGCUGGUGCCUCGGAUGUUCCGGAUGGUUUCCAAAGGACAGGAGGACUAUUUUGAGGUAAAUGUACAGAAUGGUGUUUUGUUUGUGAAUUCCCGGAUAGACAGGGAGCAGCUGUGUGCUCAGAGUCCCAUUUGCAUCAUUCAUCUAGAGAUGAUUGUGGACAAGCCUCUCAGGAUCUUCCAUGCAGAGGUGGAGAUCAGGGACAUAAAUGACAAUGCCCCCAUUUUCCCAGUAAAUGAACAUCAACUAUUUAUUUUGGAAUCUAGGCUGCUGGGCUCCUAUUUUCCACUGGAGGGAGCUUCAGAUGCUGAUAUUGGUUCAAAUGGUCUGCUUACCUACAUCCUUAGUCCAAAUGAUUAUUUUCAGCUACGUGAAGAAAAGCAUGGAGAUCUCAGCAAAUCUUUAGCACUUGUGCUAUACAAUGCCCUGGAUCGAGAAAAAAUCUCUGUACAUCAUUUAUUACUUUCUGCCACUGAUGGGGGACAACCAGAGCUAACUGGUUCAGUGCAGCUGAAGAUAACUGUACUAGAUGUAAAUGAUAAUGUACCAAUGUUUAACCAGUCUGUGUAUGAGGUGCAUCUGCUUGAAAAUAUCACAGAGGGAACACCAGUCCUUACUUUGACUGCUUAUGACUUGGAUGAAGGAACAAAUAAAGAAAUACUGUAUUCGUUUAGCAAUAUGAUGCCUCCCCAUUUAAGGCAGAUUUUUUCCAUAGAUUCCAACACAGGUGAAAUCAAAACCAAAGGAAAGAUAGACUUUGAAGAUACUAACUUAUUUGAAUUGCAAGUGGAAGCUGCUGAUCAAGGGUCCUACUCUUUGGUCGGACACUGCAAAGUUCUGAUCCAGGUUUUGGAUGUGAAUGACAAUGCUCCAGAACUGUCUGUGACAUCCAUCUCUGUGCCAGUGCCAGAGGACUCCCCACUGGGGACAGUGGUGGCCCUGAUGAGCAUAUCGGACAGUGAUGCAGGCAUCAAUGCUCAAGUUAGCUGCUCCCUGUGGCCACAUGGACUUCCCUUCAGGCUGAUAUCCACCUUUAAGAAUUACUACUCACUGGUGCUGACUGAAUCCCUGGACCGCGAGGAGGUGGCUGAAUACAGGCUGGUGGUGACAGUCCAAGACCAAGGGACUCCAUCACUGUCAGCCAGCAGCAGCUUGGUGGUGCCCAUCGGCGAUGUGAAUGACAAUGCGCCUGCUUUUCCUCAGCCCUCCUACACGGUCUUUGUGAAGGAGAACAACCCACCAGGUGCUCACAUCUUCACAGUGUCUGCCUCAGAUCCAGAUGUGGCUGAAAACGCCCUGGUUAGCUACUGGCUGGAUGACAAGCUCUGGCCACUGUCGAGCUACAUCUCGGUGCACUCAGAAAGCGGGAAGCUCUAUGCUCUUCAGCCCUUGGAUUAUGAAGAGGUGAAGUUGUUGGAGUUCCAAGUGAGGGCCAAGGAUGCUGGGCUGCCCUCCUUGUGUGGCAAUGUGACGGUGCAAGUCUUUGUGGUGGAUGAGAAUGAUAAUGCACCUGAAGUUUCUAAGGCAGCAGAGGCCCCCAUCCUGCUGGUAGUUCCUGUUACUGCAGGACACAUGGUGGGCAAGAUCCGUGCCCUGGAUGCUGACUCCGGCUACAAUGCCUGGUUGCACUAUGAGCUGCAUGAAGGAAGUAGUAGCUCCUGGCGUGUGGGGCUGUACAGUGGUGAGAUUAGUACUACACAUGCACUGGAUGAGGGGGUAGGCAAUAACAUGAUUCUGUUGGUGCUGGUGAAGGACCAUGGCAAGCCUGCACUUUCAACCACAGCUACAUUGAGUAUUUCCCUGGUAGCAAGCACCCAGGCUGCUCAAGCUGAUGCCCACCUCUCCAGAAUGGGAGGGAGCCUAAAGCCCCUGGUGGAUACUACAAACAUUUACCUGAUUAUUGCCAUCUGCUCCAUGUCCAGCUUGUUCCUGCUUGCCAUCGUUGUGUAUGUGGCUCUGCGAUGCCAGUCUCAGCUCAAGGACGGUGCCAGGUAUGGUCCUGGCACAGCCACACUAGUGUGCGCCAGUGAAGUAGGUAGCUGGUCGUAUUCACAACGUCAUAGUCGGAACCUGGGAUGUGUGGCUGGGGAAGCUGGUAUCAAGAAUGACCUCAUGGUUUUCAGCCCCAAUAUUCCUGUCUUUGCUGUGAACACAGGAGUAGGAAAUGCAAAGGAGCUUGUUCCAAAUUUAUCUGGAGAGCAUGCACAUUUGGCAAAGAAUCUCAGCUCUCAGGCUGUUCAGCACUGUGACAGUGGCCUGGCCUUCAUUGUAUAG